UUUCCUGUGGUCUCAUAAAUCUUUUCCAAACAAUUGUACAUAAUUUAGAAGACAAUACAUAAAUAUGAAUUGAAACAUCCAUUUGAUGACUCUAGUCCCGUGCAAAGGGCGUUCGCGAAAGAGCUGACGAAGCUCCAUGUAUAAGUGGACUCAUGCUGCAUCAUAAGCAAUGACGUGGAUAUAGGUUAAGUUCCCGUUCACGCUCGAACAAAUCAAAUCGGCAGGUGUAUCGAGCAAUUUUCUAACAAAAGCAAUUGUAAAUAAUGUUCGAAAUCACGGACACGCAAAAAAUCGGAGUGGGACUGGCGGGAUUUGGGAUUUCCUUCCUGUUCCUCGGCGUACUGUUGCUCUUCGACAAAGGUUUACUUGCUAUUGGAAAUCUCUUAUUUAUAUCGGGCCUCGCAUGUGUCAUUGGACCAUGGAGAACGUUAAACUUUUUCUUUCAAAGACACAAGAUAAAAGCCAGUGCGUCUUUUCUAGGAGGUGUUUUUGUAGUACUUAUGGGUUGGCCCCUUGUAGGAAUGAUCUUAGAAACGUAUGGCUUUGUAUUACUCUUUAGUGGUUUUCUACCAGUAGCAAUAAACUUUCUACGAAGAGUACCUAUAUUGGGAACUCUACUGAAUAUGCCUGGCAUCAGUCGAGUUUUGGACAUAAUAGCUGGUGAUUCUAAUCGGACAACUGUAUGA
Messenger RNA from Cyphomyrmex costatus, 686 nucleotides. Its product is annotated as vesicle transport protein GOT1B. The transcript has 4 exons. Gene Ontology annotation, cellular component: endoplasmic reticulum; membrane. Bases 264 to 686 code for a protein of 140 amino acids. Gene Ontology annotation, biological process: retrograde transport, endosome to Golgi; endoplasmic reticulum to Golgi vesicle-mediated transport. NCBI's taxonomy places the organism in Eukaryota, Metazoa, Arthropoda, Insecta, Hymenoptera, Formicidae. The record is from RefSeq and is a predicted model, not a curated record.